AAGCGCUGGUGCGUCGAUCAUCUGUUCUCGGCUCCACGAGCGACCUUGCGUCCCCGAAGCGAAACAAGACCAGCCGAGACCCGAGCGAAAAAAAAGUCUUUUGUUUUAAGUUUCAAUCUUUAAAUCAAUCUGUAAAUCAGAAACGGCGCCGAUUGUCGAGGAGUGGACCUGAAAAUUGAAUGUAUUCGCCAAAUCCGAAACGCCCGAGGUGAAAAGGAGCAACGUCGUACCGGUGGAAGACGUCCGCUCUCGGCAAAUCGGCCUCAGCCCGUCACCUUUCGCGUUUCCCCCUUCUGGAUCUCUUUAUUUGAAGAUGUCGACCGAGAAGAGCGCCCAGCCGACGUCCAACAACCCUCUGGAGCAGUUCGUGAUCCUGGCCAAGGCGACCCACGGAGCGGCCACCGUCGAGCUCGUGAGGCAGGUUCUCGCCGCGCCGGGUGUCCACGUCUUCGGCGAACUGCUCGAUAUGCCCAGCAUCAAAGAGCUGGAGAAAGGCCCUCAUGCUAGUUCGUAUCACACUUUAAACCUAUUUGCCUACGGAACGUACAGGGAAUAUUUAGAAAGUAAGGCGAAAUUCCUUGAUUUAACACCGGUCGAGAAAAAAAAGCUCCAGCACCUCACGAUUGUCACACUCGCCACUAAAUUGAAAUGCAUUCCGUAUAAAUUACUUCUGACUGAGUUGGACAUUAAGAAUGUUAGGGAUUUAGAGGAUCUUAUAAUCGAAGCAAUUUAUGCAGACAUAAUUCAUGGGAAACUGGACCAAAAAAAUAGUCAGCUGGAAGUCGACUAUGCGAUAGGACGGGAUACGAGGGAAGCAGAUCUCGGCACGAUAAUUAAAACGUUGCAGGAAUGGUGCGAUUCUUGUGAAGCUGUUUUGUCCUCUGUUGAAACGCAAAUGAACCGAGCCAACGCACAGAAAAACAGGGCGAUCAAACAUAGAGACGCCAUUGAAACUGAGAUAACGAACAUUAAGAAGACGCUCAAAACACAGUCCCAAGACGUUGACGAGGCAAUGGCGACCGACUCGAGGGAAGCUACCGCUCAGGGAGACAAGAUAAAGAGGUCAAUGAAGUCAAAAGUGCUUAGAGAAAUCAUUCAGCCAGAAUAUUGAUCUUUUAAUGGACGUGCAUUUUUUGAAAUGGUCUGGCCGAGGUCGAAGUAAAAAAUAAGACUUGUUUUUAUAGAGGAUUCUACAUUUAGUUUUGUUAAAUUUAAAAUAAAAUUUUCAGUUCUGGCAGAAUUUAAAUAAAUGUUUUUUCAAGAUAAUUUAUA
Molecule: messenger RNA, 1272 nt
Organism: Cimex lectularius (bed bug)
Lineage: Eukaryota; Metazoa; Arthropoda; Insecta; Hemiptera; Cimicidae
Gene: CSN7
Product: COP9 signalosome complex subunit 7b
Exons: 6
Coding region: 314-1111 (265 amino acids)
Biological process (GO): COP9 signalosome assembly
Cellular component (GO): COP9 signalosome
Source: RefSeq, a predicted model, not a curated record